Motacilla alba alba is the source of this 2448-nucleotide messenger RNA. It is a transcript of the gene CASTOR1, whose product is annotated as cytosolic arginine sensor for mTORC1 subunit 1. NCBI's taxonomy places the organism in Eukaryota, Metazoa, Chordata, Aves, Passeriformes, Motacillidae. Gene Ontology annotation, molecular function: arginine binding. The transcript has 9 exons. The record is from RefSeq and is a predicted model, not a curated record. Gene Ontology annotation, biological process: negative regulation of TORC1 signaling; cellular response to L-arginine. The coding region runs from base 45 to 1148 and encodes 367 amino acids. Gene Ontology annotation, cellular component: cytosol.
CGGUCCCCGGCCGAUGAGGGCGGUCCCAGGGCGGUUCCGGGGCGAUGCGGGGCGGUCCUGGGCCGGUCCCGGGGCGCUGCGGGGCGGUUCCGGGGCGGUCCCGUGUCCGCCCUUAUAGCGGCGGCGGCGGCGGUUCCCGGGGCGGCGCGGCCGCCAUGGACCUGCACAUCCUGGAGCACCGGGUGCGGGUGCUGAGCCUGGCCCGCCGCGGGCUCUGGCUCUACACCCACCCGCUGCUCAAGCUGCUCUUCCUGCCCCAGCGCUGCCGAUGCAAGUUCUUCAGCCUGACGGAGACCCCCGAGGACUACACGGUCAUGCUGGACGAGGAGGGCUUCAAAGAGCUGCCGCCCUCCGAGUUCAUGCAGGUGGCAGAUUCCACGUGGCUGGUGCUCAGCGUCGUGUCCAACGGGCGGGAGCCCCCCGGCUGCCAGGCCACCGGUGUCACCAAGAUCGCGCGCUCGGUCAUCGCGCCGCUGGCCGAGCACCACGUCUCGGUGCUGAUGCUCUCCACGUACCAGACCGACUUCAUCCUGGUGCGGGAGCGGGACCUGCCCGUGGUGAUCCACACGCUGGCCGGGGAGUUCGACAUCUACAAGGAGGAGAGUGGCGAGUGUGUCCCUGUCACCUGCGAUGACGUGAGCAAUGGCUUCCUCAAGCCCAAGCCACCCGCCAGCCCCACGCUGCACCCGGUGCAGAGCCCCCAGACGCGCUUCUGUGUCCUGACGGUGGCCCCCGACACGCUGCCCGCCAUCGCCACCAUGCUCAUCGACGUCCUCUUCUACUCCCACAGCCCCGCGUGGGACGCAGCCACCGGCAGCCAGGACCUCGACUCCAUCACCUUCUUCUCCUUCUCCCUCAUCGAGGGCUACAUCUCCAUCGUGAUGGAUGCCGAGACCCAGAAGCGCUUCCCCAGUGACCUCCUGCUGACCAGCUCGACGGGGGAGCUGUGGCGCAUGGUGCGCAUCGGGGGGCAGCCCCUCGGCUUCGACGAGUGUGGCAUCGUGGCGCAGAUCGCGGAGCCGCUGGCGGCCGCCGACAUCUCGGCCUAUUACAUCAGCACCUUCAACUUCGAUCACGCCUUGGUCCCCGAGGAGGGCAGUGCUGAGGUCAUCCAGCUGCUGCAGCAGCGGCAGGAGAGCGGCAGAUAGCGGCCGGCCGGCCCCAGGCCGACUGUCCCAGCGUGGUGUCCCCUCCUCCCCACCCCUGCUCGUUAAUUGUUGGUUUUAAUGAUCCCCCAGCACAGGACGGAGCCGGGCACAGCAUCGCUCCCUCUGUGCUGGGGGUGUGGUGGCUUUGGGGACGUGGUGGCCUUGUGGCGGUGGGCACUGGCCCCCAGGAGAGGGGUCGGUCCCUGGGUGCCAUCCUCUCCCUCUAGCCUGGCCUGUGCGGGGUGAGUGGCCCAGGGAGAGCGGGUGUGUCCAGGUGGAGGGGACACGGGGGGGGGGGACAUGCCAAAGAGCAGUGAUGUGCCACCGUGGUGCUACGGGGGACAGCCUGGGGCUGAUGGGAUGUCCCCUUGGGAAGGGAGCGGUGGCCACGAUGCUCAGGGACAGCCCUGGAGCAGCCCCAUGGAGGGGAGAGCAUUCCUGGAGCUGGGAUUACUCCUGGCACCCCAAAAAUCUCCAAGGGGGCAGUGGGGGGCUCUGGUUCAACACCAGCCCUGGCUGUCACCUGUCAUGGAGGGGUGACAGUGACUCCCAGCCCCUCACAAGUUGUAUUUUCACAUAGUUUUUGAUAAGUCAAUAAAAUUCUUAUUAUUUUUAUUUCUGUGUAGCCCAGGGAGGUUGCUCAGAGCUGGUGUCUGUGUUGGUGGCAGGGGCUGGGAUAGGACAGGGGGACAGAGUCUGGCUGUGAGGUGACUGGGACACAGCCACUUUCUCUGCUCUGUAUUUUGGGUGAAAAAACGGGUUAAAGCUGCAGCCCCCAGCAAAUCACCGGCCCUGGGGUAACCCAGGCCCACAUUUAUGCCUUCCCCCUGCCCUACACUGGGCCAGACUGGGGGGAAACUGAGGCAGGAGUUUGACCCCAGGCCUGGGGAUGUCCCUGUCACACUGCCACCGUGACCCCACAUCCUCUUCCCUUGCUGGCAGCACGGCAUCCUGUGGCAAAGCGGGGUACAUGGGGUGGGGGCUGUGCCCUCCUGGGGGUGCUGCAGCCAGGGGGUGCCCCCAGGGGUGCCUGGGCCUCAGCCAGACCCAGCGCGAGCCUGGCGGGGACCUCUGCUCCCAUCCUGUCCCCAAAACCCGCCCCCUGCUCUCCCACGUUCCGAGCAGGCCUGUGCCCCCGUCCUGGCACGUCUUGCCCACGUCAGCCCCACACUCUUGCAGCACCAGCUUCCUGCCAGCUCUCCGGGCGCUCUCUUUCCUGUCUCGGUCCCUUCUCCGAGUCAUGGGACGCCGGUGACGCGCUCCCGGCGAUGAAGAAACCGCCGCUGGCCCAUGCGGUCAC